Molecule: messenger RNA, 811 nt
Organism: Myiozetetes cayanensis
Lineage: Eukaryota; Metazoa; Chordata; Aves; Passeriformes; Tyrannidae
Product: ferritin heavy chain A-like
Exons: 5
Coding region: 89-649 (186 amino acids)
Biological process (GO): iron ion transport; intracellular iron ion homeostasis
Cellular component (GO): cytoplasm
Molecular function (GO): ferric iron binding; ferrous iron binding
Source: RefSeq, a predicted model, not a curated record
AACCGGCUGCCCCUUCGGCUCCCUCUCCCUCCCCGUCCAUUCCAUCUGUCUGUCUGUCUGUCCGUCCAUCCCGUCCAUCCCGUCCAUCAUGGAGUCCCAGGUCCGCCAGAAUUACCACCGAGACUGCGAGGCCGCCGUCAACCGCAUGGCCAACAUGGAGCUCCACGCGUCCUACGCCUACCUCUCCAUGGGCUUUUACUUCGAGCGGGACGAUGUGGCGCUGCCGCGGCUCGGCCGCUUCUUCCUGGAGCAGGCUCGGGAGGAGCGGGAGCACGCCCAGGGGCUCCUGCGCUUCCAGACGCGCCGCGGCGGCCGCGUCUUGCUGCAGGACAUCAAGAAGCCGGAGCGGGACACUUGGGGGUCGGCGCUGGAGGCGGUGGAGGCGGCGCUGCAGCUCGAGAAGUCGGUGAACCAGGCGCUGCUGGACCUGCACGCUCUGGCCUCCGAGAAGGGAGACCCCCACCUCUGCGACUUCCUCGAGUCUCACUACCUGGACGAGCAAGUGAAAGCCAUCAAGGCGCUGGGGGACCACGCCACCAACCUGCGGCGCCUCGGCGGCACCGGCGGCUCCACCGGCCCCGCCCCGGCCCCGGCCGGCCUCGGGGAGUACCUGUUCGACCGCCUGAGCCUGGAGGAGGAGCGCAGCUGAACCCCCGAGCCCCGCCCGGGACCCCCCCAGACCCUCGUAACCCCCGAGCCCCGCCCGGGACCCCCCCAGACCCUCGUGAACCCCCGAGCCCGCUCCACAGGGGCUUUGCCUGCUGGGCCACCCCCCCAGCACGACUCCAAUAAAGGGUCUGUCCUAGCGCCA